Kockovaella imperatae is the source of this 1440-nucleotide messenger RNA. RefSeq lists its product as hypothetical. The record is from RefSeq and is a predicted model, not a curated record. The transcript is spliced from 6 exons. Lineage: Eukaryota; Fungi; Basidiomycota; Tremellomycetes; Tremellales; Cuniculitremaceae. The coding region runs from base 1 to 1440 and encodes 479 amino acids.
AUGCCUCGCUUCCCUGCUUCACAGCUCAAAACUCCAGUUGUUCCGAGUCUUCGCGCAGCUUCGACAUUAGCUCGUCCGACCUCUCAAACGGCCAUCCAACUGGCAAGCAAGAGCCCGAUUCGAGCUAUUGUGAUACUUCCUAUUCAGUUGAACGGGACUGCCAGUCCCACUCACGUUCAAUUGGCUCAACGCCGAUGGGCCAGCUCUAGUUCCGAGAAAGAGGCCGCAGCGAAGCAAUUGGCAAACACUAGCAGACCUACCGAUGAGUCUGGUUCGACGGCGAGUAACGAGGGUAUUGUCCAAGGAGCCACUCGAGAGCUCAAAAGCGUCGCUUCGGGCGUUGCGGAGAUCAUUUCUGGAGGUGGUCAUCAUUCAUCUCGGCAGGAGAAGACUGACAGUGGAGCUGGACCCCAUGGAGCUCAGGAGAUCAGCUCGCACUCUCAUUCGGGAAGUGUGAGGGAUGACUUCAUCGGUAUCACGAAGAACAUUUUCCAAUGGGUCCCUCAGCCAGCUCUGGUCGUCGGUCUGGCUGGUACAUUGCCUUACCUCGGGACAGCCUUUGGAACCAUUUUCCUGGCACGAGAGGCGGCGCGCGAGAGUCAAGGUUUGAGCACUAUCACUGGAGGCAGUCUCGACUCUAUUCUCGGCAACCUUCAUACGCUCGAACAUAUUCAAAUCACUUAUGGAGCCAUCAUCCUCUCUUUCCUCGGAGCCAUUCACUGGGGAAUGGAGUUCUCAAAGUAUGGAGGGUAUCAAGGGUACAAUCGGCUUGCACUUGGUGUAGCACCGGUCUUGAUUGCUUGGCCCACGACGUUCUUGCCUCAUGGUUUAGCUUUGGUAGCGCAAUGGUUGGGUUUCACCGGAACGUGGUUCCUUGAUCAACGAGCAAGUUCCAAUGGCUGGACACCUCCUUGGUACGCUACUUACCGAUUCUACCUUUCUUUGAUUGUCGGGUUCUCCAUCAUUGCCACAUUUGCAGGGACUGGAUACUAUGGUGCCGGAGCCGGAGCGACCGUGACCUCGAAAGACAAGCGAACUUUGCACACUACGGAGAGAGUAUCACCCUUGAAGAAGAUGUCGAGGAUAGAAGAGGCUAAACACCCAAAGCAUGGUGAGACGUUGACUGGUCGAGCGACGGGGACAGUCAAGGGACCUAUUGCACUUGAAGAAGAGGAGGACGGGGAUCAUUUCUUAAAGUUGAGAAACUUCAAGAAGGAAAAGGAGGAAGAAGAGGAGCGAGAGAGAGAAGAAGAAGAGGAAAGACAAAAGAAGGAGGAAGAAAAGAAGACGAAGAAGGAGGAGAAUCAAAAGUUUCAAGACGAAAGAGAUCAACAUCAACAGGAGAAAGCACCUGGAAGUAUGAAGAGUGAGGCCAAAAAUAGGACGGGGGAGAAUGAGCUUGCGGAUGGAAAGGACAAGACGGAGGCCAACAAGAAGUGA